UGCAGUUUUCCCAUGAUACUGUGUUUCAAACGAGCCAAGUCACUUUUUGGAAUACCCCUUUACCGCUAUUGUACUAAAAUAUCUCAUUUUUGUCUUUGGCUAAAAUGAAAUUAUUCAGUUUUCUAGCAUUUGUUAAUGUUGUAAGUGGCCAGUUCGAAUGCCCAGUAGACAUUGAUGGAGUCCCUAUUGAUGGAAACUACCCACACGAGACAGACUGCGCCCGAUAUUAUAAUUGUUGGUUAGGCGAUCCUGUAGAAUGGUCUUGUGAGGGUGGUCUCUGGUUCGAUUCAUGGUCGAUGAGCUGUGUUAACCCAAUCGAGUCUGAUUGCAAAGAGGAAGAGUUCAACUUUGCAUACUGUGACAUCGUUUCCAAUGAUCCUAAUGAAGGCCAGCAGAUAUUUGGUGGUCUCCAAUUCAGACAGAAUAAAACUGGGGGAGUCAGCGACAUUUAUGUUCAACUCCGGGGAUUUGAUCCAAAUGAUGGUGAGUUGUUACAUGGAAUGCACGUCCAUACAGAAGGGAGUAUAGAGGGCGGUUGUGCUGCUACUGGUGGCCAUUUUAAUCCUAUGUCAAGCAAUCAUGGGUCACCUGCGUCUGAUGAAAGACAUGUGGGAGAUCUUGGGAACAUUGAGGAAGAUACAACAGGAAGUGUCUCCAUGGUAAUAGUUGAUGACAUGAUCAGUUUACUUCCUGUCAACCCUAACUACAUCAUUGGUCGCGCUAUAGUUGUCCACGCAACAUAUGACGAUUAUGGCUUGGGAAAUGGCACAAGUCUGAUAAAUGGAAAUGCUGGCGCGAGACUUGCUUGUUGUGUUAUCAUGGCUGAUGACUUUUAA
Molecule: messenger RNA, 836 nt
Organism: Owenia fusiformis
Lineage: Eukaryota; Metazoa; Annelida; Polychaeta; Sabellida; Oweniidae
Source: the annotation of a GenBank genome assembly